AUGACUUCCGCGAAAGGAGUGCCAGCCAAUCUUACAUCAAGAUGGAAUAUCAACACCCGCCGCUCGCCAUCAGCACCGGCUGUAGUAAACUCGUCAGCACGGAAACUCAACGCGUCCUGUAAUGGCUGCCGGAAAUUAAGAGUCAAGUGUUCCGGAGGCCAGCCAUGUCAACGCUGUACGGCAUCACCCACUCCAUGCGCCUGCAUUUACAGCAUCUCGCAGCGUCGAGGGAAGCAUAAGGCAACUGAACCGGCAAGCCAACAUACCUCUGCAAUGGCUGAUUUAGGGGCAAUGCCCCUGUUUACCCAACCUACAGAUUGGGCCGUAUCACCAGGCCUCAUCUGGAAUGGCCAGGACAUGUUGAGUAUUGAGACUGAACAGCAAAGCUUGGACCAAACUUUCUCUUCCAACCACUCGGGCUAUCAACUCAGAGAUUCACCUUCCUUGAGUGAUUUUCUGGACUCGAUAGAGCCUCCCAGCCCUCCACCAUCCACCAGCGUUGCCGAUCGAGGAAAAUGUGCCGAGUCGUGUUUUCUGCCGGUUCACAAGAUGACCAGCGAACUUAUGGGGAUAGAAACAGACUCGUCGCGGAACUCACUGGAGAAUUUACUCAAAAUGCUUGAUCAGUCGAUCAUCUAUGCCGGCAAAUAUCUCGCAUGUCCCAAUUGCGAUCCCGGGUGCCCCAGGAUAAUGAAUCUGUCAUUUCUUCACCAGCGCCAAGUCACUCUGCUCAUCAACAUCACCAAGGAUCCGGCUGCUUUUAUACAUGAGCAAGCGCCCCGGGUAAGCUUGGGAGAGUACCAGGUUUCACGAGAAGAUGACAUCGCCCUUAAGCGCAUGUUACUUUUGCGAGUGGCGCGGGAUCUUCUCAAGUCCGUGAAUGAAUGCCAUGAUAGGUCAAUGGAAUUUGAGAGGAGAUUCAAGGAGGGCACUCUGGACUUGGGAGACAUUGGGAAACUAAACCUGCGGUGGUUGCUGGAUAUUGCAGCGAAUCUGACAAGAAGACUCAACUGUGUCAAGUCUCAAUUAGAAAACAACGAAUGGGGUCUAUAUAUUCUACUAGUACACAAGACUAACCCAUCUCAAAGCAUAGCGAGUUUAACUACUUCUUCCGAAUAA
This is a messenger RNA of Clonostachys byssicola, 1119 nucleotides long. The record is from the annotation of a GenBank genome assembly. NCBI's taxonomy places the organism in Eukaryota, Fungi, Ascomycota, Sordariomycetes, Hypocreales, Bionectriaceae.